UAUCUCUGUUCGCGGUGGGAAGAAACAUAAGCUCCAAGAUGAGGCAGAAGGUUUUCCUGUGCGGAAGAAGAGACUGACAGGAGACAAAAAUUGCCCUUUGAAUCCCAGCACCGACGAAUGGAUUCUCUGUGCAGGUCAGCAGGCAGCUGGGGAGGUAGCAAGUCAGUAUGGUGGCAGCGAACCUGAAACUGCCAUGUUAGAAAUUCCCUCUGAAGAAAUGGAUCAGACAAUGGGGGAACAGCAGUGCGAGGUUGCUCGCAGGAAGCUUCAGGAAAUUGAGGACAGGAUAAUUGAUGAAGAUGAGGAAGUUCAUGCUGAUGGAAAUGUUAGCAAUCUGCCCACUCUUAUCCUGUCAGAUACCCUUAAAAAAGGGAUGAAGAGGGAUUUUGGUGAAGUCCUGACAAAGAAAAUAAUAGAAUCUAUGAGCCGUCCUUCUAUGGAGCUGGUGCUUUGGAAACCUCUUCCUGAAUUUCUCACAGAUAAACUGAAGUCUGUUUCUGGAAAGAACUUCCAGCAGCAGAGUACAGAAGGGUGUCAAGCCAAGCAGUCAACGCCAAGAGCUGCUUUUGACCCACAGACUGAAACAUUCCCUGAAUCACAACAGACUGGCAUGUCUCCAGAUCCCUAUGCUAGUUUGGGAAUCUCUGGCUGUACAGAAGAAGAAAUGGAGCUGUAGAUUUUAGACUGGACAUGGUGAGCUUCUGAUGGGUUUUGUUGCUGGUUUUGAUUCCCUCUUUCUUUCUGGUUUGAUGUGUGAAUCUGAAGUUUUAUUAUUUGUUUUUGGUUUUCCUACUAACAGUCAUAAGAAUGUGGGUUGGCCAGACACAGCUUAAGGAA
Eurypyga helias (sunbittern) is the source of this 837-nucleotide messenger RNA. RefSeq names its product coiled-coil domain containing 117 (gene CCDC117). The annotation marks the transcript as partial. Lineage: Eukaryota; Metazoa; Chordata; Aves; Eurypygiformes; Eurypygidae. The record is from RefSeq and is a predicted model, not a curated record. The transcript has 4 exons.